AUGGUACGGCACGGAGCAACGUUGGCCCUGUGUCGAUUUGUGGCUCUCAUUGCCUGCUUAUUCGCUUUGCCGUUAACUCAACAUGGUCGUCACAGUUCGCGGUCUAUUGACACAUUAUUAAUGUCGGAGAGACGAGAAAAUGAGUUGCAUCCACUAUUAAAAGACCUAUCACCCAAAAAAGCUGAAUAUUACGGACUGAAGGUCAUGACAGUUCAACGGGAUGUACCAUCAGAGGUUAGUGAACGGAGAAUCACAUGGCCGGGCAGGACAGAAGAAAAGGAUGUCAUCCAAACAUGCGAUCAAUACAACGCUCCUGGUCGCUAUAUGAUCUAUUGCAGUGGUAAAUUACUGCAAGCCGUGAUGGCCACUAAACUCUACGAUGACUCGAAGACGUUCGUCGACCAGCCAAUCAAGGAGGGACGAACGGGAAGUCAGGUGAUCAGCGAUUUCGAGCAACAGUUCCCGCAACCCGUUUCGGAGAUCUCCAGAGAAGAUGUAAAGAGAUUCGUAGACGAAAAUUUCGAUCGAGAGGGACAAGAACUCACGAGCUGUGCACUUCCCGACUGGACAAGAUACCCGUCAAAAUUCAAAGGGAUCAAAGACAACAAUUUACGGUUGUUCGCACUUAAUCUGAAUGGGAUUUGGAAAGAACUUUGCCGCGAGAUCAAAUCCGCUGUUAAAGAAUCCCCGGAGCGAUUCUCACUUCUCUAUGUCCCACAUCCAUUCGUUGUGCCCGGAGGACGCUUUCGCGAGUUCUACUAUUGGGAUGCUUAUUGGAUUGUAAAAGGUCUGCUCGCGUCAGGAAUGAUGGAGACCACGAAGAGCAUGAUUUUGAACUUCGCCUACAUCGUCGAAACCUACGGAUUCAUACCUAACGGUGGUCGAGUCUAUUAUCUAAGACGAUCACAACCACCGCUAUUCAUACCGAUGGUAUACGAGUACUACUUGGCUACGAGAGACAAGAACUUCCUUCGAGAAAUGCUUCCGGUCAUGGAAAAGGAGUUGCAAUUCUGGCAAAAGAAUCGCACCGUAGCCCUUGAAGUCGACGGGGAGUCGACCAUGAUGUAUCAGUACAGAACCCCGUCCACGGUGCCAAGGUGA
This is a messenger RNA of Cooperia oncophora, 1101 nucleotides long. Lineage: Eukaryota; Metazoa; Nematoda; Chromadorea; Rhabditida; Trichostrongylidae. The record is from the annotation of a GenBank genome assembly.